Molecule: messenger RNA, 1719 nt
Organism: Radiomyces spectabilis
Lineage: Eukaryota; Fungi; Mucoromycota; Mucoromycetes; Mucorales; Radiomycetaceae
Product: POT family-domain-containing protein
Exons: 2
Coding region: 1-1719 (572 amino acids)
Biological process (GO): oligopeptide transport; transmembrane transport
Cellular component (GO): fungal-type vacuole; plasma membrane
Molecular function (GO): tripeptide transmembrane transporter activity; dipeptide transmembrane transporter activity
Source: RefSeq, a predicted model, not a curated record
AUGGAAGAAAAAAAGGACCAGACGGUCGUCACCGAGUCAUCACAACCACCUCCCGCCUAUGAAAACGUUGAAGUCCCUGACGAAAAUGUUUACACCGCACCUACCGAAGAAGAUUGGGAAACGCUUCCUGAAGUGGCAGACACCCUCCCUAAAGCUGCCUACCUCGUCAUUUUAAUCGAAUUUUGUGAACGUUUUACCUACUAUGGCCUCAGUGGUCCUUUCCAAAAUUAUAUCCAACAUCCUGAUCCCGGUCACUAUCCUGCUCAACAGCCCGGUGCUAUGGGCCGCGGUCAGCAAACAGCUACUGCUUUGACUACCUUCUUCCAGUUCUGGUGUUACAUCACUCCUGUCAUCGGUGCUAUCAUUGCCGAUCAAUACCUCGGAAAAUACCGCACUAUUGUCCUUUUCGCCAGUAUUUAUAUGCUGGGUUUGGUCAUUUUGACCGCCACCGCAAGUCCCGCCGGUAUUGCUGGCGGCGCCGCAUUCCCUGGUUUCAUUGUUGCCAUCAUCAUUAUUGGUCUUGGUACCGGUGGUAUCAAAUCUAAUGUCGCCCCUCUUGUCGCCGAACAAUACCGCAGCCGUGCUCCUUAUGUCCGCACAGAGAAGAACGGUAAACGUGUCAUUGUUUCUCCUCAAGCCACCUACCAAAAGAUUUUCAGUAUGUUCUACUGGGGUAUCAAUAUUGGUUCGCUUUCCGCCAUUGCCACCACUGAAUUGGAAAAGAACGUCGGUUUCUGGCCCGCCUAUUUACUGCCUACUUGUAUGUUCGUCCCGUGUAUGGCCGUGGUUCUGCUCGGUCGCCGUCACUACGUGCAGAAUCCUCCUCGUGGUUCCGUUUUUGUUGAAGCUGGUAGAUUGUUCUUCUUCAGCUGGAAGAUCAAGGGCGGUAUGGAGGCCUGCAAGCCCUCCAACAUUGAACGUGAACAUCCCGAAUUACUGAGCAAGGUCACCUGGGACGAUAUCUUUGUUGACGAACUCAAGCGUACUCUCAAGGCGUGUACCGUGUUCUGCUGGUACCCUAUUUACUGGAUCUGUUACUCUCAGAUCACCAACAAUUUGAUCUCCCAAGCUGCUACUAUGAUGACUGGCAAUGUCCCCAACGAUAUUAUGCAAAAUAUCGAUCCUUUGGCAUUGAUCAUCUUGAUUCCUAUCAUGGAUCGUAUUGUCUAUCCUCUGUUGCGUCGUUAUGGUUUCCGCAUGCGUCCUAUUCUUCGUAUCUCUCUUGGUUUUGUCUUUGCCUCUGCUGCCAUGGCUUAUACCGCUGGUAUCCAGUCCAGAAUUUACAAAACUCCUCCAUACUACGACCAUCCCAAUGGCAGAGAAAACUGGAUCUCGGCCGCUUACCAGAUUCCCUCUUAUGUAUUUGUGGCCAUGUCCGAAAUUUUCGCUUCCAUUACUGGUAACGAAUACGCUUACAAGAAGGCUCCUCAGACCAUGAAAUCCAUCGUUAUGGCCCUCUUCCUGUUAACCAACUGUGUUGCUUCGCUUAUCGGUUUCGCCUUGGUUUCCGUUGCCAAAGAUCCCAAACUCGAAUGGAUGUUUACCGGUCUGGCCGGUGCUGCUAUCGUUGCCGCUAUUCUUUUCUAUAUCAUUUUCCACAAGAACGACGAUGUCGACGUUGCCGAAGAUGCUAUUAUUCGUGAUGAUAAGCAAAUGGAAGAAUAUCAGAAGCACGAUCAAGCAGUCGUGGAUUAUGAAGCCGAAAAGGGUCCCGCUUAA